Spinacia oleracea (spinach) is the source of this 3810-nucleotide messenger RNA. RefSeq names its product probable disease resistance protein At4g27220. Lineage: Eukaryota; Viridiplantae; Streptophyta; Magnoliopsida; Caryophyllales; Amaranthaceae. Bases 1 to 3429 code for a protein of 1142 amino acids. The record is from RefSeq and is a predicted model, not a curated record. The transcript is spliced from 8 exons. Gene Ontology annotation, molecular function: protein binding; ADP binding.
AUGCAUGUUUAUGGAUUUGGGUAUGAUUCCAAAACUCGGGAUUUGAGGGUUGUUAGGGUUUCAUACAUUCAUCUUGGUUCUGGGUUGGAUGGAAUUUCUCCAAAAGCUGAGGUUUAUAGUGUUAAAUCAGGGGUUUGGAAAUGGGUUUCUGCUGAUGAUGUCAGUACUUGCAUUGCUGAGGAGAUGUGGUCUAGACUCAGUAAUUUAUGCAAGGGUGUGUUCAUUGGGUUGGAUUCAAUAGGAAUGACGAGGCGGAUUCGUCGUUCAAGAACAAUUGUUUGUUGUUGUUUGAUGUUGAGGAAGGGAGGUUUAGGAAGAUGGAUCGAGUUUCCUUUGGCAUUGCUUGAGGUCUGCCCCCUUGUUCUCGAGAUUCUAGAGGUCAUGGGUUUGCUGUCAAUGAACCAUGAUGAGAUGGAUGGAGACCAGUUUGAGAUUUGGAUUCAGAAGGAGUAUGGUGUUGUUGAUUCUUGGACUUCUUAUUUCAACAGUGAGAGAAAGAAAAGGAGGCACCAUCUUUAUAUGACUUCAGUUUUUGCAAAAGUUGAUGGGGGGAGAAGGCUUAUCCUAGUCCCACUGCUUGGAUGGACUGUGGUUUUGGACGAAGAUGACAUUGACAACAGUGAAGGCGAGAAUAAUUCACAUCUAGAUGCAAUAAGAGCACGCAUGGGAAGAGUUCUUUUAUUGUGCAAUCAAAUGAUGAAGUUUUGCCGGGAACGUUAUAGAUUUGCUUACAGAUGGGGAAAAUUCUAUCAGUGUUCUAAAGAGACACUCCCUCUGUUUCUCAAUAGAUGCCACCAACAUCAGCAAUUAAGCUCUUCUCAUCUCUGUUUAUGGAGGUUCAUUAUCCAGCUUCUUCGGCCAUUCAAUGUAAAGAUUGAAAAGGUUGAUAAGCUGAUUGAAAAAUAUAACCCUGUGGUGAAAGGAUAUCGGUGGUCUCAUAGUGAUGUUGUACAUGAGACAAGAGGUAAUGAUAUAAAAAACAUAUGGGACUGCAUAAGCCAAAAGAAUGGAGUCAGAGUCGUUUGCAUUCAUGGAAUAGCAGGCGUAGGCAAGACAGCUGUUGCACAAGCUGUUUGCAACAAAGCUUUGUUCGAUGUCCAAGAAACCUUUGGUUAUGUUAUAUGGGUGGAAGCUGAGUACGAAAUUCAACUCAAGAGUUUCCAAGAGAAGAUGAUGAAAAAAUUAAACAUUGAGCUUAUUGAUACUGAUGAUGAUAAAGAUAGAGCUAUAAAGAUACGUGAUGAGUUUGUUCCAAGGAAAAAGUGUUUGGUAAUUAUUGAUUUCUUAUGGGAGGAUUUCACCCUUCGAGAUAUUGGAAUUCCUUUGGAAGAAGCUAAGUCGGGAGUAGUUUGCAAGGUUAUACUGACUUCCAGAUCAAAAUUUACAUGUAGUAGGAUCCCAAAAGAUGAGUAUUGUGAAAUAAAACCUCUCUGUGGUGGAUGGGAAUUUUUCAAAAGAAGUCUUGACAGCUCCCUUCUCAAUUUAGAAGGCGAGGCAGGGGAGCUGAUGAAGAAAGCUGUAGAGGGUUGUGGGGGAUUGCCAUCGGAAAUCAUCAUGUUGGCAUCUCACAUGAGAGGAAAACAUUGCCAAAGCUCGAGUGAGAUUGCUUCUUCACUAAAGAAAAUGUUAAGUAGCCGAACAAAAUCUGCACCUUCAAAUGAUGCACAUCUUACGAGAUUGAAAUACAGUUACGAGAGGCUAGAAAAUGCUACAUAUCGACAUUGCUUUCUCUAUUGUGCCUUUUAUCCGAAAGGUUUUCCUAUUGAAGAAGAACAACUGAUAGACAACUGGCUUUGGGAAGGCCUUCUAGAUGAAUAUAUUAUGUCACCAGAAGAGAAAAGAGAACAAGGGAAGGAUGUUUUGAUGGCUCUCAAAAGUGCUCGUCUCAUAGAAAAAGCAGACUCAGGUGGCACCAGAGAGGCAGUCAAGAUGCUUAGCUUCCUACAUGAUAUGGCAGUGAAUAUUAUGAUUGAACAAAGAUUGGGUGUGCUUAUCAGUGCAGGAAAUGAUCUCAGGGAAUUUCCACCGAUAGAUGAUCAGAAAGGUGAGAUACAACUAGCCUCUUUUAUGCACAAUAAAUUGGGAGUACUUAAAACUCAACCAAAUUGUCCGAAAUUGUCCAAAUUGCUACUCCAGAAUAACCCACUUCAUCUGUUUUCUGAUAGCUUUUUCACCGGAAUUCCGAACCUUAAAAUACUAGAUUUGUCUCACACCAAUAUUUUCAACCUCUCAUCAUCAGUUUGUAACUUGAAACUCCUUCAAGUGCUUCGUUUACGUUACUGCCUCAAUUUGAGAUCCCUACCUCCCUUGUCUAACCUCGAGGAACUCAUUGUACUAGACCUUUUCGGAACACCUCUAGCAGAACUACCCCUAGGGAUGGAAAGGUUGACAAAACUCAAGCGUCUAGAUCUUUCCCACACCAAGAUUACCAAAUUCCAAGCUGGAUUAUUGAGUACUCUAGAAAGUUUGCAAGAGUUGAUUCUCAUGAUGAAUGAUGCUGAGGCUUAUAGUUGGAGAUCAGAACAAACAAUAUCCUGCUCAGGAGAAGCCUUUGUCGAGGAGCUUGCUUGCUUGGACGGCUUAAGGGUAUUAGAACUCAACUUCUUCAACAAGGAGGUUUUCAAUGAAUAUAUGAAAGCCAUUCAAUGUACAACCUCGCGCUCACAUGCGCCUCGUUUUAAGUUCUGUGUUGGUGGCUUCAACACUGAUGGAAACUUAGGUGAAAACAGCAUAGCAUUCAUUGAUGGCUACCCUGUUGAUCAACAACUCCCAGAAGGAACUUUGGAGCUAUACUUGAGCGGAUGCAGUGGCAGUGGCAGUGGCAGCAGCAGCAGCAGCAUCGGUCCAAACAACACAUUAGAGAAAACAGGAAUUGACUUUCAGAACUUGAAAGUCCUGAAUCUGUUUGAUUGUAGCAGCUUGACCUAUCUUUUCUCAUUUGAGAUGCUGCAUUGUCUUCAGAGCCUUGAAAAAAUUCAUGUAAGGAAUUGUUGGUCACUCUCGAUGAUUAUAAAGCCUUCUGUAAGUUCUGAUCCACGCACAGACAUCUCCUGUCGUCUUCUGAAAAUACAAGAAUUGAUCUUGAUCGACUUGCCAAUGUUGGAGAGCAUAUGUCCUGAGCAAUACACACUGGAGGGGCCUGAGUUUCGCAGAUUCUCCGUGUGGAAUUGUGACAAGCUCGAGAGGUUGCCGGUGGUUGUAAGUUCAGAGAAGAUUAAACUUAGAGCAAACUCCUCCAGGUUGGCUGGGUCUUGUUAUAUUCAUGAAGAAGCAAAUAUACCUACAGACACAGUUUCUUUUGUGAGGACGAAGAUCCCGGAAUCAUUACAGCCAACUCCUAACUAUGCUCAAACAAGUUACUACUGGAGGAAGGUAGUGGCGGAAUCUCGUAAGAAGGCACAGAUAAGCAUUGGGGUAUUGUUUUUUUAAUCAAUUGCAGCUCAGAAGUUAUUGGCAUCAGUCAAAAAACCAGCAACUGACAUUUUAACGAUUGUGUGAUUAGCUGGUGAAGUUUAUCAGGAUCGUGUUUAGAGAGUCGAGUUUGUCAGCUUACCUUCAAUAUCAUCCUCGCAUUAAAGUUACUCUUCUGUCCAGUUUGAUCAGGCAUUUUUUGGGUUGUGUAACAAUAAAGUUUGUGCUUCUUAAAUUUUUUCAUGAUUUCUGUAUCAUUAUUAGUACAAUUGCCUGUCAAGUACUGUUUUAUCCUGUUGAGUGUGGCCUUUGAAGGAGGCAAUUGAUUAUGAGUAGUAUGUUUUCAUCAGUAGUCCUGAACUCCUGAUAGUAAAAGUCCUCAGCACUCUUCUAGUCUCU